Mytilus californianus (California mussel) is the source of this 4068-nucleotide messenger RNA. Its product is annotated as interaptin-like. The record is from RefSeq and is a predicted model, not a curated record. Lineage: Eukaryota; Metazoa; Mollusca; Bivalvia; Mytilida; Mytilidae. The coding region runs from base 256 to 1203 and encodes 315 amino acids. The transcript is spliced from 12 exons.
AAGGGCAACAUUGUAGAUUUUGAAGAUAUUGAUCAAGCACCUAUUGAAUGCAAACGACCACCACACUUCGACAGGAAUUUAUUUGUAGAAGAUCUCAUAGACGCCAUUACCAGUCAAUUCGAAAAGAGUGAUUCUGCACAAAUCAAAACAUACCACAUCUACAAAGAUCAAAUACCAAGGUUAAUAAAAGAAAACGAGAGGUUAAAGCUUUCUGAAAAACAAUCCAAAGAAAUUUUGAAACAGAUCGAUGAGGAAAUGAAGAGUUUGAAAGACACAACAAAAAUACUGAUAACAAACACAGAAUCUUUACAUGAUCUUUUAAGUGAUAUGGAAAACAAGUUGAAGCUUUCCGAACAACAAUCCAAACAAUUAUUAGAAAAGAAAGAAAAAGAAUUAAAGACAUUGGAAGACACUAAUGAAGUGACGAAAGCAGAAAACGAGACUCUUCACGAUCUGUUAAAUGAUAUAGAAAGACAGUUAAGGCUUUCUGAAAAACAAUCUGAAGACGUUUUAGAAAGAACAGAAAAAGAAUUAAAGAGAUUGAAAGACACUCAUGAAGUGAUGAAAGUAGAAAAAGAGUCUCUACAAGAUCAGCUGAGUGAUAUACAAAGCAAGUUAAGGCUUUCUGAAAAACAAUCCCAAGACAUUUUAGGGGAAAAAGAUAGAGAACUGAAGAGAUUGGAAGACACUAAUAAAGUGGUGAAGGCAGAAAAAGACUCUCUACAAGAUCUGCUAAAUGAUAUAAAAAGCCAAUUUAAGAUUUCUGAAACAGAAUCCAAAGAAAAAGAAAGAAACAGAUUAGAAGACACACAAAACUUAUUAGAAGCAGAAAAACAGUCUUUACAAGAUCUGUUAAAUAAAAGCGACAACAAAUUUAAGCUUUCUGAAAAACAAUUCAAACAAAUUUUAGAAGAAAAUGGAAAAGAAUUAAAGAGAUUGCAAUACACUCAAAUAUUGAUGAAGGCAGAAAAAGAGUCUCUUCAAGAUACGUUAAAUGAUAUAAAAAAACAACUAGAAAAAGAGAAACUUAAGUCAAAAGAGUGGGUAAAACUCUCCGAAAUACAUUCCAAAGAAAUUUUCGAAAAGAAAGAAAGACAGUUUAAGAGAUUGGAAGCUGAGAAAGAGUCUUUACAGUACAUUGUAAAUGAUCUAAAUUCACAAUUAGAAAAAGAAAAACACAAGCAACAAGGACGAAAAAAGUAAUGCUGCUGCUUUGAUGGAAGAGAAAAUAGAACGGACAAUCGACUUAAAAAAAACAUAAUUAAUCUAAAAAAAUUGAAAACAACACGUUUAAUAAUUUCAUGCGUCCGAAGCGCUUUUCUAGAUUUACCUUCAUCAGGAACGCUCAAUGCCAAACAUUUGAAAUCCGAGGGAUGUAUAAGUACCGAAACAGUUGAAUAGCUAUAAAAAAAUUACCUAAAACAAAUAGCCAAAUUCAUCUAAGGUAAACUUUGCCUGAGGGACUAUCUUUGCCCGAAUUGUCUGUUUUGAGUAGAACUUUGUAUUCAAAUUUUGAUGAUACUGACAAGCCUAUGUAAUUGGAAUCGUAAUAUAUGUUUAUUUCAAAUUUAUCUUUCAAUUUCUUAGAUCCUUUCCAAUUUCGCUGAGAAAGACCUUUUCAUUUUGUACUGAUUACUUAUUUUCUCUCGCCUAAUUCUUUUCUUGCUCUGUAUUGUUGUUUGAAAAGAAGUCUCUAGAUUUUUGGUAUAUGAUAUCGCACAUUUUAUACGCAUUUGAAGCUGACACUGCCUGACUAGACGUGGCUCUGUACUUAAACAUCCCGUUAUUGUAUUAUUGUGUCGUGGUAAAUGUUUGUUUACAUAUUUGUUUUUUUUAUAGUGAUUAAGAUAAUAACGUUAUGUUUGUUGACUGAUGUACCCCUAUUUUUGACAUUUUGACCUAUUAUGUCUGCCUGUUUUGUUCACACAUCGUUGUCUAUAUAAUGGAAUUUUAUGCGACUGUCAUACAAGUGAGAAGUUUAGCUAGCUAUAAAACCAGGUUUAAUCCACCAUUUUCUACAUAAGAAAAUGCCUGUACCAAGUCAUGAAUAUGGGAGUUGUUGUACAUUCUUUUUAUAUGUUUGAGCGUAUAAUUUUGCAAUUUGAUUAGGGACUUUCCUUUUUAAAUUUUCCUCGGAGUUCAGUAUUUUUGUGAUUUUACUUUUUUCAUGCGGAAACCUUUUAUUGUUCUAUGAAAACUGGUUUUCAAUAAUAGUCAUUAUUUAUCAGUUUAGUAAAACCACAUAGACAUCAAUCCAUUUGAGCCAAUGCAAAUUUUUGAAUCCACUAUGUUCAAUGAAGCGGGCCUUAUUUCAAAUGACUCUUCAAUGGUUCGAUUCUUUUAUAUUAUUGACUUUUAAAUUUGCGGCUUUGAUCUUUCCCAAUGAAAGUAACUUUGCAUGAGGCAUUCUUUUUCUCUGACAAUUGAUGACGUCUUUACACUUAAUCCAUUGGAAGUCAGGUGUGUACUGAUUGAUAUUUUGGUUUAACUAAAGAGAAUUAUUCUGUCGAACUGACUUCAUAUAAAGCUAAAACUAACAAUGAACAACUUCCCUUCCUGGAUUUUGAUAUAUAUAUAUAUAUAUAUAUUACACGGGAACUUUACGAUACAAGAUAUGGUUUUCCAAUUUCUAUUGUUAAUUAUAAAUUUUUAGAUCGUGACGUUUCCGUGUCACCAUUUUAUGUUGUUUAUAUAUCUCAAAUUAUUCGAUUCGCUUGUGUGUGUAAAACGUAUUACAUUUUACAAAAACAAUAGAUGUAUUACUGAACCAGUGUUUUCGAUAUCACAAACUUGUCAAAACUUUUUCAAAAUUUUAUCAUCGGUACAAGGCCAUUCGUAAAUAAAAAUUAACGUGCACACAUUUUAUACGUUCAGAUAUUUUACAUCCAAUCUUUUAUAGUGAUAUUCUAUAAAAAGCACAAAAAUCAAAUAUCGUCAUUCGCCUUAAAAGCUAACCAAACCGUUAAACGGAAUUAUUCUAAAGGAAUAAAGUGACGAUACUGUUGUCAGGUGUUCACUGUUUUGAAAGAAUUCAAUCAGUAAGAUUUCAGAUAAUAAAUAGUAGUAUACCGGUGUUCAAAAAUCAUAAAUCAAUUGGGAAGAAACAAAUCCGGGUUACAAACCGAAACCGAGGGAAAUACAUCAUCUAUAAGAGAUAAAUGCGUUAUAAUCGUUUUCAACUUUCAAUAAUAGUUUCAUGAGCCAAAGUUAUAUGCCGAAUUUUAGCAAAAUAUGUGACAUAGUCUAUUUAUUGUUCCCUGUCCCUAACAAUUUGCAUUGAGUUAUAUCUGACCGUAAUGGAACAUAAGGUGAUUUAUUUACCUAAAUACCUUCAAACGGCGGACAGUGAAUGAAUUCAAAAUGUUAUCAAUUUUUAUUGUUUUCAAUUUCAUAACCUGACAUUACUUAAAAAUAUGAGGCGCCACUGUGACCUUAGUAUGUCAUUUUUAGUGAUUACUAACCUGUUAUCCUGAGGUUGUAAGUGCAAACCCUACUCAUAAAGAGCUGGGAUGUUUUCGAGGAUUUUUUGGUUUUCCUGCUUACGGUUUAUGAUUCUUUCUUGGCAGUCCUGCUUUUUCUACCAUCAAAAAUAGUAAGUUACCUUGAUAAAGCCACGGUUGCCCUUUUUUUUUUUUUUUUUUUUUUAUCUCAAAAACAAAAUAAAAAAACAAAUAACCUGAUAUCAGUAUUGAAAUAAUUUCUUUUAUUUUGAAAAUUGUUAUAGGUAGAGAAAAAGGCAAAAAUGUUUCUCAUGUCCGAUAUUACAUAAUGUCAUGUUUACUAACAUUAUGAUACUACUAUUUACAGAGUUAUAGUUCUUAGAAUCGAUUUAUUAUUCUGUUUUUUUUUAUCAUUAUGAGAUCUUUAACAUGUUUGAGAGAUAGACAGAAAUGUUAAGAAGAACAAUCACCAAGCCUCGGCAAUGUACGUUGGAGUCAAACGCACUUGUAUCGUUCAGUUGUUGAAAGCUCAACCUCAAUGUGGUAGGCUAGCUAGUGACUGUUGUAUAUGAAGUACUUUGACCAAUCGGCUACAGAGAUCCAUUGCAAUUAAAAGUUAAAAAUGGAA